AUGAACGUUGGAAGCAAUAUUUUGAUUUCACAACAAUUGAUAACAAUAGGGUUUCUGAAAGAAUGUUCAAUCAGAUGGAGUCCGAUAUCAGUGAAAACAUUGAAACUCGAUCCACUCCGUCAGUGUUUCGAUAAAGUAUCGAAAACAAUUUCCCAAACAUUACAAGGAGUCGACCAUAUGGCUUUAACUAUUGAUGGACGGUCGGUACUGGAUCGUCUCGAUAUCAAUGACAAAGUGUACCAAAUAGUCACUGAUAAUGCUUCAGCAAUGAUCAAAGCUUAUAAAUUUGGCUUAACAGUCAACGAUGAUGCUAAUGAAGAUGAUACCAAAUCAUUUCCUGACGUGCGCGACUUGUCUGAUGAUAACAAUGAUGUUUACAUCCGUGAUAAUCCUUCUGAUGUACGACUUGCAUGUUUUGCCCAUACAAUGCAGCUAUGCAUUCGAGACGGUCUGAAGAAUGCGACUUAUAUACCCAAAGUGCUUGGAAACUGUAAAGUUAUCGCAAAGUUUGCACACAAAUCAUCCAAAAUAGCCGAUUUGUUGGAACCAUUGAACAAGAAUAUCUACAAAUACAAUUUAACUAGAUGGAACAGUGAAUAUAUGUUAAUAAAAUCGAUUGUUUCAAUUACGAGCUCAAUGGAAAAUCCAAUCAAGUUUUCAAGCAAUGAUUUCGCCGUUUUAGAAGAUUUAAUUGAUGUUCUAGAUCCAUUUUGCGACAUAUCAAUGAAAUGUCAAGCCGAUCACGUUGUUACCACUAGCUUGGUUGCUCCAUCAAUCACACGUUUAGUUGGACACCUUCGAGAUAUAAAAGAACAUGUUAAAUUUUGUUUGAAACUCGUUCAACAUCUUCAAGAAAGUAUUAAGACUCGUUUCUCUGGUAUGAUAAAUAAAUUGCAUCUUGUUGAUGUUGUUGACAAUGGUCAAUUUGGUGGUCCACGAUAUUUCGUUGCUGCCGUACUGGAUCCAUCGUUCAGAUUCUACUGA
Adineta ricciae is the source of this 984-nucleotide messenger RNA. NCBI's taxonomy places the organism in Eukaryota, Metazoa, Rotifera, Eurotatoria, Adinetida, Adinetidae. The record is from the annotation of a GenBank genome assembly.